AUGUCCGCAAAGACGCAUAACCAUCUUCUGACUAUCGCGGAUAUUGUCCUCCAGGAUAUCCAGAAAGCAGCAGCCUUCGAAGAGCUUAAGAAGUGGGAGCCACACUCCAACGCAGUCGAGUCUUGCCUCAACAAGUCGGUCCAUCUCUGUGCAGCUCUACUCCUCAUGAUGGAAGUAGGCGACCAGAGAUUCGGAUUUUCAGGAUCUUACCCGUUGAAAUGGCACUCGUCGCAAUCCUUGCGCGAGGCUGUUUACCAACACUUCGAAAAUGCGAGAGGGAGGAUAAUUCAGCCGGACAAUCAGCGAACUGGCAAGCUCUUCACCGCCCACAAUCUCAAGCAUAUAGGCGGCAUGGAGAUAAGUUUGCAAAACUCUCUCCUUCCCUCGGGCCUCGCCGAGGAAACCCUCCGCACCCUGAUGCUCCUCUUCCCCAGGGGCGACAGUAGCCGGCCGCGUCGCUGGGUUUCCAAGCAGAUCCGUAAACACAACCUCGACCCGACGCUGGGCCACCUCGGUAACUUGCGCGUACACGACCGGCGCUUCGAGCGCUUCGACUACUGGCAUGACCGUCUUGUCAUCCUCAAGCAGGCGUUUGACGAGUCGAAUCCGCGAACCCUGCGCCACUGGUGGAACGACCGCCGCAACUCGGUGCAGUGGUAUACCUUUUGGGUGGCAAUUUUGAUCUUCGCGACGACGAUUUUCUUUGGUAUAGUGCAGAGCUUGGAAGGGGGGAUGCAAGUUUGGUUGAGCUGGAAGGCGUUGGAAAGGGAUGGUGGAAAAGCUGGGUAA
Messenger RNA from Scedosporium apiospermum, 789 nucleotides. RefSeq lists its product as uncharacterized. Bases 1 to 789 code for a protein of 262 amino acids. The record is from RefSeq and is a predicted model, not a curated record. The transcript has 2 exons. Lineage: Eukaryota; Fungi; Ascomycota; Sordariomycetes; Microascales; Microascaceae.